Messenger RNA from Gastrolobium bilobum, 1534 nucleotides. RefSeq names its product nuclear transcription factor Y subunit A-10-like. Gene Ontology annotation, biological process: regulation of transcription by RNA polymerase II. Gene Ontology annotation, molecular function: RNA polymerase II cis-regulatory region sequence-specific DNA binding; DNA-binding transcription factor activity, RNA polymerase II-specific. Lineage: Eukaryota; Viridiplantae; Streptophyta; Magnoliopsida; Fabales; Fabaceae. Bases 195 to 1172 code for a protein of 325 amino acids. The record is from RefSeq and is a predicted model, not a curated record. The transcript is spliced from 6 exons.
UGAAAAGAGAAGUGAUGAGUGAGAGAGACUGACAAAUAAAAAAUAGAACAACAUGGUACUAAAGGGAGGGGUACUAGUGAUCCAUGAAUGCCAAAGUCCAUUGGUGGUUUGGCUUCUUGUUUCAUUGCACUUGAAUUAGUUCAGUUUAUCAAAUUAGGAAUAAAUUAUCGUUUGGAUCACAUUGGAGGCUAGAUAUGGCGAUGCAAACUGUUUAUCUAAAAGAACAUGAAGGAAUUGUCCACAAUUCUGUUGGACAGUUGUCAUCUGCAACUUCAGCACCAUGGUGGAGUGCUUUUGGGUCUCAAUCAGUUUAUGGAGAAUCUUGUGGCCAAAUGAAACCCUUUUCAUUGGAGCUUUCCAAUUUUGUAGACCAAUUUGCUACAAGUAAGCAAUCAGUACGAGGAGUUGAACAAUUGUUGGAUAAAGGACAUACAACCCAAUUUACCAUCUUUCCAGAUGAUUGUAAAAUGUCAGGUGAUGCACAGAAAACUCAGGCCUUAUCACUGCAGUCAUCUCUUGCUGAGCCCCACAAUCGUUUUGAGCUAGGGUUUAAUCAGCCUAUGAUCUAUGCAAAAUAUCCUUACAUGGAUCAAUUUUAUGGGCUCUUCUCAACUUAUGGACCUCAAAUUUCGGGACGUAUAAUGCUUCCACUUAACUUGACAUCCGAUGAUGGACCAACUUAUGUAAAUGCUAAGCAGUACCAUGGAAUCAUCAGACGCCGGCAAUCCCGAGCAAAAGCUGUACUUGAGAAAAAAUUGACAAGACGUCGCAAGCCAUAUAUGCAUGAAUCACGCCAUCUACAUGCAAUGAGGAGACCAAGAGGAAACGGUGGCCGAUUCUUGAACACAAAAACUUCUACUAAUGGAAAUGGUAAAAGUGGAAUUGGAAGUGAAGUGAACAAAACUGGUGGCCAAAAAUUGCAGUCUAGUGGCUCUCAGAGUUCUGAAGUCCUGCAAUCUGAGGUUGGAACUUUAAACACAUCAAAGGAUACAAAUGGAAGCAGUUCAAAUAUCUCAGGGUCAGAGGUGACAAGCAUGUAUUCAAGGGAAACUCUUGAUAGCUUUGCUAUCAAUCAUCUUGGAUCUUCUGUGCACACUCUGGCAGAUAUGAUAGGUACCAUGCCUACAAAUUGGGUUGCAGCAGCAGGAAACUGCUGUAACCUUAAGAUUUGAUUGGCAAGGAGAUUAGUGGGCUUGGUGCAAUGUUGCACCAAACCCCAUCCUUGCUGCAACCAGAUGAAGAAGUUUUGUUGCAGUUUCAAGUGUUUACUGUGACAAAUUUCAUUCUGGAGGCUUGCCCCAACAUCUGGUUUUAAGGCAAAUCAUUCUUGGCUGGUGCUCAGGCAACUCAUCCUUGGCUCAUUAUAACUAUAUAGUACUUUUUUUUUCUGUCUUUGUGAUACAUUAGACUAUGAUGUGUCUUUCUGUUCAAAUAAAAGCAUGAAUUCUAGCUAUAUGUGUGCUUCUUUAAUCAUGUUUAGGCUUGGUGUUUUAUUCUGGAUUUCUGACUUUUGUGGAGCAAUGUAUUCUUGAAC